AUGAAACUAAAGUGCAUGUACACCAAUGCUCAAAGCCUGCUCUCUAAAUUAGACGAGCUUAAGAUCAUUAAAGCCCAAUUGGAAUCAGAUAUCGUCUGUAGAACAGAAAAAUUGUUGUCCAAGAAGGUAGACUAUCGGGAAGUUGCUCUUGCCGGUUUCCAGCCGUUCCGAAAAGAUUUCAACUGGUUGGGAGACCAGGCCAACACGCUCGCCGAACUGCGCUUACAGCGUCGUAGAAGUGCGGCUGCCACAAGGGGCGUAAACGCGGUGGUUCUGGAGAAGCUGCGGGAAACAUUGAACAACAUGCGACUUUCCAGCAACGAGAGAGUCCAAGUACUUCCCCUCAUUGGCAAACCAGGUAAGAAUCAUCCCCCGUUAGUUUUUACCAAUUUGCUCUCUGCUUUAACUAUAAAGGGCCUCAAAAUGCCAACCCUGGGUCCCAGGUUCCGUUGGAAAUGUCCACCGUUCCACAAAGGAUCAGGUAACUCCACUGGAAAGCACGUGCGCGUUUGCCCUUGCGUGCUGACUACCUGCCAGCUGCAUGCUGUUGACAGCCUUUCGUCAUUGGCUGCGGCCGCACUGCUUACCUGGAACCUGGUUGGCCCAAGUCACCUGACUCCUCUAAUCCUGGCGGAUAGCAUAACUGGGAAGGACAAGGCAGAUUGA
This is a messenger RNA of Dibothriocephalus latus, 666 nucleotides long. Lineage: Eukaryota; Metazoa; Platyhelminthes; Cestoda; Diphyllobothriidea; Diphyllobothriidae. The record is from the annotation of a GenBank genome assembly.